AAACGUUUGAGGAAAAAGUUCAGGUGGAAGCUAAAAGUGUGGUGGAAGAGCUUAGGUCACUGAAAGGGAAAUCCCUGGAUGUAACCAGACUGUUCAUGGAUGCAUUGUCCAAUAUACUUUUCUCCAUCAUAUUUGGGAACCGUUAUGAGUACAAGGAUGAGAGAUUUGUGAAGUUCCUGGCAGUGGUAGAGGAGACUUUUCACAUUAUGAGCUGCCCAUGGGGACAGCUCCACGCCAUCCUUCCUGGAGUCAUGGACUACAUUCCGGGUCCUCACCAACAAAUCCCCUCAAUUUCCAAAGAGCUAAUAUCAUUUAUUCGAGACAGAAUUAAAGUCCAUGAGAAGACUCUGAAUCCUGACGCUCCCAGAGACUUCAUAGAUGUUUUUCUCAUUAAAAUGGAAAAGGAGAAAAAUGAUCCAAACACAGAUUUUAUUGAGAUGAAUCUUAUAAUGAUUAUUCACAACCUGUUUAUAGCUGGAAUAGAGGCUGUUACGGCUACACUCAGACACGGAAUACUCAUCAUACUGAAAUACCCUGAGAUACAAGAUAAAAUUUACCAGGAAAUUGAUCAAAUUAUUGGACAUGAUCGAAUUCCAAACUUGAAGGAUAGAGCAAACAUGCCAUACACAGAAGCCACCAUCAAUGAAAUUCAAAGAUUCUGUGACCUCGUUCCCUUCAACGUUCCACACCAAACUACAAAGAACACGGAGUUUAGAGGAUAUUUCCUUCCAAAGGGUACUGAGGUCUACCCCCUUCUCUACACUGUUCACCGGGAUCCCACAAAAUUUGCGGCCCCAUUCAAAUUCAACCCAAACCACUUCCUGGAUGAGAACGGAAAAUUUAAAAAGAAUGACGCUUUCAUGGCAUUCUCUGCAGGGAAGAGGAUUUGCCCGGGAGAAAGUCUGGGUCGGAUGGAAUUGUUCCUGUUUUUUACAACCAUUCUGCAAAACUUCAAGCUGACUUCAGAAACUCAAUUUACUGACGCUGACCUCAUUCCAAAGUUGCGCGGGUUUUUAAAUGCCCCCAUUCACUACAAGCUCUCAUUUAUUCAGCGUUCUUUUAAAUUUACACCAUAAGAAUUAAGAUAUAAGAAAGUGCAUAAACAGUUAUAGUCUAAAAAUUAUUCUCAGAUAAUGACAAACAUCCAAAAUUUGUAAGUGGCUAUGCACAUAAGAGUUUCCCCGAGUUUCAAUAACAUUGAAAACCUAAAAAUAAGGGUCAACACUUAGUGGAUAUGCCCCCAAUAUAAAAAUAUACAGGUUUAUCACAGUAACAAACAUUACUAAUCACAAUAUAGAGUCCUUCAAGUGUUUAUAAAUACUUUUAAAAACAAAAUAUAAGACCCUGUUGUAUGUAUUUUCCAGUACGCUCUCUCUCCUCCAGUCUAAGCUGCACACAGAGGGGUGGAGAGAGAAGGAGCGUCUGAUAGUCCUAGGUAAAGGAGCCUAUGUGCACAGACACA
Pelobates fuscus (common spadefoot toad) is the source of this 1462-nucleotide messenger RNA. Its product is annotated as cytochrome P450 2G1-like. Gene Ontology annotation, molecular function: heme binding; iron ion binding; arachidonate epoxygenase activity. Bases 96 to 1076 code for a protein of 326 amino acids. The record is from RefSeq and is a predicted model, not a curated record. Gene Ontology annotation, biological process: epoxygenase P450 pathway; xenobiotic metabolic process. NCBI's taxonomy places the organism in Eukaryota, Metazoa, Chordata, Amphibia, Anura, Pelobatidae. Gene Ontology annotation, cellular component: intracellular membrane-bounded organelle; cytoplasm. The transcript is spliced from 8 exons.